Molecule: messenger RNA, 4783 nt
Organism: Pomacea canaliculata
Lineage: Eukaryota; Metazoa; Mollusca; Gastropoda; Architaenioglossa; Ampullariidae
Product: vam6/Vps39-like protein
Biological process (GO): vesicle-mediated transport; endosomal vesicle fusion; autophagy
Cellular component (GO): membrane; cytoplasm
Molecular function (GO): protein binding
Source: RefSeq, a predicted model, not a curated record
CUCCCCUCUUCUCGCGCCUGCUGUUUGGGAGUCAUGUGAUUGCAGAUGGCUAAAUUUAUCAACAACUUCUAACGAUGAUACGAGAGUCUCAAAAUGCACGACGCUUUUGAGCAUGAUGCCAUCCUGGAUAAACUGCCUCUUGGCAUUGAAUCCAUUGCGUGUUACGACAAUGUUCUGCUGGUGGGAACAAAACAAGGCCACCUUCUCCAAUACAGGAUAACUCGAAAUCAGUCGGCUGAUUCCAAAAAGUAUCAUACUGAUCUUGAAAGGUCCCACAAAUCAUUUUCAAAGAAGCCUAUUACACAGGUUGUUGCUGUGCCUGAACAGUAUAUUUUAAUAAGUCUAUCAGACAAUGUCAUCAGUGUACAUGACCUCACAACCUUCAAUCUCAUCACCUGUGUCAAUAAGACCAAAGGAGCAACUUUGUUUGCUGUUGACUGUCAGCCCAGAGAAACAGAUUCUGGUGUAACUCAGUAUUAUCUUCGUAUGAGUGUGGCUUCCAAGAGGAAAAUACAGCUUUUUUACUGGAAGAACAGAGAGUUUCAUGAGCUUCUUAGUGAUCUGAGCCUUUAUGACUACCCACAUGCAAUGUGUUGGAGUAAAGAUUCUCUUUGUGUUGGCUUCAAGAGAGACUACUAUAUCAUAAAUGCAAUGACUGGAAACCUUAGAGAGCUCUUCCCACUUGGUAACAAUCAGCCUGAGCCACUUGUUGCUCGCCUCAAUGAUAACCGUUUGGUGCUUCAGCGAGACAAGAUGUCCAUUAUCAUUAACUCUGACGGGGAUCCUACUCAGCGUGAGCCCAUCAACUGGACAGAAAUUCCUUUAGCUAUUGAGCAUUUCCCUCCAUAUCUGGUGGCAGUCCUACCAAAGUACGUGGAGGUUCGAACCAUUGAACCUAAGCUUAUGAUCCAGAACCUACAGCUGGAUAAGGCUCGCCUCAUUUGCCAGGGAAGUGGUGUUAUGUAUGUGGCAUCUCAAAACAAUCUAUGGCGUCUGCAACCAUUCUCACCUUCUCAACAAAUUCGUGGAUUGCUGCAGAAUAAACAGUUUGAACUGGCCCUGAAACUAGCAGAGCAAGCUGAUGAACCUCCACAUGAAAAAGAGAAACGUAUAAGGAACAUCAACAACUUGCAUGCAUUCCACCUAUUCUGUCAGCACCGAUUUGAAGAGUCGCUUCCUCUUUUCUCAAUGCUUGGUACAGACCCUUCACACGUUAUAGGGUUAUACCCAGAUCUCCUGCCUCCUGACUACCGCAACAAGUUGGAGUACCCAGAAAAAGUGCCAGAAUUAGAGGGGCAGGAAAUGGAAAGAGGAAUCAUGGCACUUAUUGAGUACCUCACUCAGAAACGCAACGAGCUGAUGAAGAAGGAUGACAUAGUUACCACAGCUAUUGUGGAGGGCAACACAACCAUUAAAUCUAAAAAACAGCUUAGUCAAAUCAUAGACACAACUCUCCUCAAGUGUUACCUUCAGACAAAUGAAGCACUUGUUGCACCACUGCUGCGGCUAAAAGACAACAACUGCCACAUAGAGGAGAGUGAGAGAGUGUUAAAGAAAAAGGAGAAAUUCAGCGAGCUUGUCAUCUUGUAUGAAACCAAAGGGCUGCAUAAAAAAGCUCUGGCUUUGUUGAUGAAGCAGGCAGUGAGGCCCGAUUCUCCUAAAGGACAUGAAAGAACAGUGCUGUACCUACAACAUCUAGGGUCGGAACAUUUGGACAUCAUAUUCGAGUAUGCAGAGUGGGUUCUAAAAAAUCAUCCUGAAGACGGAAUUAAAAUCUUCACAGAGGAUUUGCCUGAAGUAGAGUCAUUGCCAAGACAGAAGGUUCUUGACUACCUGGAAAAAAUUAAUCCAUCUUUAGCUAUCCCAUACCUGGAGCAUAUAGUCAUGCACCUUAACGACGAAACACCAGAGUUUCACAACAGAUUGAUCCUUUUAUUACAAAAUCGAGUCCAAGUUCUCAUGGAUGCCUACAUCAAAUCUUUGCCUGAAGCAGGUAAUGAGCCUAAAAGGGCAGGAAAAGAAUCUGGUGAGCUUGGGGAAGUUCAUGCCAAACUUAUCAAGUUCCUGCACACAUCUAAACAUUAUGUUCCUGAGAGGCUUUUGACUGCCUUUCCACUUGAGGGCUUCCAUGAAGAACGUGCCAUCUUGUUGGGGAGACUGGGUAGGCAUGAACAGGCACUUACAAUAUACAUUCACAUCUUGAAGGACAACCAUCUGGCCGAACAGUACUGUGCAGAACACUAUGAUAAAGAAAAGGAGGAAAAUAAAGACGUGUACAUUUAUCUCCUAAAGAUGUACCUGCAGCCACCUGACAUGUCUAUGUUUGGAAUGGCACCAGGCAACGCAGUCACAACAAAACCCAAUGUCCCAGCUGCACUCAAGCUUCUUGAGGACCAUGCGCACAAAAUUGAUGUUGCCAAGGCUUUGGAACUUUUACCAAGCAACACGCCUAUCAAAGACAUCCUCACAUUCCUUGAAAAUGUACUAGAGAAUAUGGCUAGUGAAAAAAGGCAGUGUCGAAUUCUCAGGAACCUUUUGUAUGCUGAAAACCUCAAAGUGACAGAGGACAGAAUUCACCUACAGAAAGGCCGCAUCGACAUCACCGAGGACACUUUCUGCCCUGUCUGCAAGAAGAGGAUUGGAGAAAGUGCAUUCUACUACACGCCCAUGGGUGAGAUCUACCACUAUUCCUGCUACAACGCUGUUCCACGACAGAUCAAAUGACAGGCCGGGCGACUGGCACGCUGACCAACUCACUGAUGUCUGAGGAGGAGAACACACCACUGAGGUCCUCUGAACAGUUCGCUGAGAUGGAACAUGGAAAUACCUCUAAAACUCACAAAUCUAUCAGCUUGCGUCCCAUCCUUGGUUACAAACUUUCGCUAUUAAUAUGAACCAUGAAAGGUUUCAUUAUCAAACCUUACUACUCUCUCUCUCUGCAUAAAUAUUUUAAUGUCUAUGUAUAAAAUGAUAACAUGUUUGAGCGUUUUAUUUAUAUUGUUACCUGUCUCACCUUCGGGGUUUUUUUUUUCAAGAAGGAUGUGAUUGUUGUAAGUGUGGGUUAAGUUAACAGUAAAUUAAAAAAUAUGAUAGAUUACUUUGAUUAUUUAUCUGUAGAAUAAAUGAUUAGUUCAGCUUGUGAUUUUCGACAUGACAACAAAAUUGAUGCUGGGGGUAUACGGCGAGUGAUCAGGCUUGAUGUUAUCUAAGGGAUUGCUUCAUGCUUUAACUUUGAUUCUGCUCCACGAACAACAUUAUGUGAGCGUAUUGUUGAACGAAGUUCUUUACUUUAAAUAACGAAUCUAUUGAAUCUUCUAAAUGGGAGGGCAGCAUGCCAGUUUUUCAACACAUUGAGGUCUGCUACAUGGACACCAGCAAACCCAUUGCAGUGAAAAUAUGAAUAGAUGGUUGGUCCAGGACGGCGUCUUGUAGGGUAGUGAGGCUUAUCUGAGUUCUACACCAACGUAGCCAUCAGGAACUAUGCCUUGGACUGGUGCAUCUGGUUGCCUAGCAACUUGAUAUCGGCGAUGCACGAUGUUGCUCGGGAGAUCGGGUAAGGGGUUGUAUGAACCUCCACGCCAGACAGAAUUCUGGCACUGCUGCUUGCAAUCAUCAUGGCUGGAUCUCACCAGUGUCCCCAUAUUUGCCUUCUGCUGCUUGCCCUCCAAACUCUGGUCUGCGACUUCAUAUGCUCGCAUUGUACAGUGAUGACGUAGAUGUUUGCCAGUUGUGAGUAUGACUAUUGCGUGUGUGCGUGAGACCUAUGCUGUGAUUGGAUGACAUACUGCGGUGUCGGUUUGUUGACCUAAUCUGUGACUGGGUCAACGAGGCUUUGCACAUGGACAAUUUUAUUUUCUCCCGACGGUUUCAGUGUGCGAUUGGGGUGUGUGACACGAAGCAGGUCGAGUAAAAAGCUGAGCUUGUUAUACUGUUGCUUUAUUGUAGCUGACCCUAAAGCACACAAUCUGUGUGAACAUUUUCAUCGUAUAAGUUUAUACACUAUUUACAAAACAAAUAUUUCAUAUGCUGCGAUAAUGAUGUCGCCCGAAAUAUUUCAUUAAAAACUAAGUGGUUUCUAUUUUGUAACCUGUAUUGUUUGAAAAAGAAAUGGAUCAGUUGUGUGUGUAAACACAAGGUAAUGCAUAGUAACGAUUGUCAAGUUAGAUUUCAUUUCCGCUGUUGAAAAUGCUGAUUAUUCAGUUUAAAUGAAUCGAUGAUUGCAUUCUCCUCAUUGUUGGUAUGUUUGUUUGUGCUUUGAAUGAAUGAGUGCCCUUCCCCACUCCGGUCACACAACGGUUAGCGCCUGUCACCAAUACAGUGAAGUUGGCUGUCGUGGGUUCAACUCUCGUCUUGGACACUUUAUUCUUUAUCUGUAUGUAGCAUCUGUUUACAGCUGCCUUGCCGGAUAAUUAUUGCUUGUGUUGCUGGCUCGGCGUAAAACACCAUUUCCACCAACACCACAACCACCACCACCACCCCAGGUCUUUCUGUAAUAGGAGUAACGAUGUCCAUUGUCGGUUUGUGUGUGUGUGCGAGGGAGAGAUUCAGCACAUGCAUACCUAAUACUGUUUCAUUCCUUUGGGAACUUUCAAUGUGUGCUUUUAAAAAAAUAUUUUUGUCUGUUUUUGAUUUGUAUGACAUACGAUGAUGAAGAUUUCCUGUCGGUAAUGGCUUGUUUUAUGUGCAGUCCAUCGUCUCUCAAACGGAGGCCGCAUCUAAGUAAAAGGGAGGGAGUGAGAUAGUUUCGCCUAAACGAUGUAAAUAAAAGAUCAUUCAUCUGCUA